Messenger RNA from Solea solea (common sole), 1812 nucleotides. It is a transcript of the gene tlcd2, whose product is annotated as TLC domain containing 2. The record is from RefSeq and is a predicted model, not a curated record. Gene Ontology annotation, cellular component: plasma membrane. Gene Ontology annotation, biological process: regulation of membrane lipid distribution; membrane assembly; plasma membrane organization. The transcript is spliced from 4 exons. The coding region runs from base 298 to 1029 and encodes 243 amino acids. NCBI's taxonomy places the organism in Eukaryota, Metazoa, Chordata, Actinopteri, Pleuronectiformes, Soleidae.
UCAAAAAGUUACACAAGCGUGCGAUGAGGUUGUAGAACAGGACGCACUCGCACGAGCGCACCGAGGUUUCUUCACACCUGUGAGGAAGAAACACCUGAUACCACCAGGGAAAAAGACACGAACAGGCUCGUCCACUCCGUCUCCGCGAAACUAACACCUUUUUCCACGGUUGAAGGACAGUGUUGUAACUGUGUGUGGGUUCAUCUGGAAUACACGAUCCGUUGACGUCCCACGUUCAUCUGGAAUCCUAUCAUCGUCUUCACCAGCAGCGUCGUCCCGCUGAAAAACACUUGAGACAUGGAUGUGAGGUCAGUGAUUUUGACCACGAGCUGCUCCGUGGGCUUUUUCAGACUUGUCAACGCAGGAGUCAGUCAACUGCCCAUGCCCAAUCCUGCGCGCAGGAAUGCUUGGAAAUGGAGAAAUAUCUCCACAUCAUUCGUGCACAGUUUCAUCACGGCGAUCUGGGGCGUGCUGUGCUUUUUCCUUCAUCCACAGAUGGCUGAAGAUUUGAUAGAGACAUACUCGGUGUUUUCUCAUGCCUUGGUAUCAUUUUCAAUCGGUUACUUCAUCUACGACUUCUUGGACAUGGUGCUGUACCAGAAGCUGACCCAGUCCUGGGAACUUCUCUUUCAUCACAUUGUGGUGAUCACCUGUUUCGGCCUCUCCGUGCUGUCGGGCCACUAUAUUGGCUUUGCCGUGGUGGCGCUGCUGGUGGAGUUGAAUUCCGUUUUCCUCCACAGCCGGCAGCUGCUGCGCAUGGCCGGCAUUUCUGCAGGUACGCUGUACCGGGUCAACAGCAUGAUUAACCUGGGCACGUACGUGGUGUUCCGCAUCAACACGCUGGCUUGGAUGACCCGCUGGCUCGUGCUCAACAGGGACAAGGUGCCGCUCCUCGCCUACACGCUGGGCAGUGUGGGCAUGGCCAUCAUGACCGUCAUGAAUAUCGUCCUCUUUUAUCGGCUGCUCAAGAGCGACUUUUUGAAGGGCAGCGCCCGGGAAACAAAGAAAGAUAAGGAGAAGGAGAUGUAGAGAGGACGGGGAGGAGGUGAGACGCGAACGAUUGGAUUCACAAACACACUCAUUGCUGUUCGUUUUAAAACACUCUGUGGUUGAGACUUGGUACUAUUUUGUCUGUGUAGCACACAUGAAGCUGGGAUCUUAUCACGUCUCAUACUGUAUAAGUCCAUCCACUCCGUUGUAAUCGGUGGGUCUCAUCACAAACACAGAUCACACACAACCACAUUAUCUCAUCUGUUGAAGUCUUGACAGUUCAGGCUUCUGUGCUGGUGCACUCGUGCUCACCUUAACUGCUAAUGGUGAAUGGAUGAUUUCUUUUUCUUUUUUUUUCUUCACAUAAACAAUACAAGGUCUUGUCAAACAAACGCCAAACACCUUAUUGUCACACGACUAGAUGUAGCUCAUGGUGAAAUAUGAAAUAUUCACUGUUUGUAAAACAAACCCAUCGACAUGCACGCAUGCAUCUAUAUACAUUAUAUACAUAUUGUGUGUAAUUGUACAUACAUGAAACACAAAAAACACAAAAUCUCACGCAAAGCUUAUUUAUGAUUUAGUUCAAAUAAAAUAAAAUAAAAGGUGUUUAACACUUGCAGAGGUGGAAAUUUCUGUUUUGAUUCCCUAACAAAUACCCUCAACCAAAAACCACCUGCUACCUCAGAAAGCUUAGCAGCAUCUUUUUACAUCAUUCUACAAGAGGUUUCACUGAUUUUUAAUAGAGGAGAAAUAUGUCAACAACACAAAGUUUGUCAACGGAAAGUAGGAAAUGACCUUUCUUAAAACAAAAUGGAUUUUAUU